Molecule: messenger RNA, 2790 nt
Organism: Trichogramma pretiosum
Lineage: Eukaryota; Metazoa; Arthropoda; Insecta; Hymenoptera; Trichogrammatidae
Gene: gudu
Product: armadillo repeat-containing protein gudu
Exons: 9
Coding region: 1-2130 (709 amino acids)
Molecular function (GO): protein binding
Source: RefSeq, a predicted model, not a curated record
AUGGGUAAAGAUAAGAAAAAAUCCGUGCCUAAAAUCGAAAUCGGUCCCAUUCCCGAAAGCGUCUCGAGCGAGCAGGGCGACGAGCGCACUCACGAUGUCGGGGGCUCGACGACGCAGAUGCCGGUCUCGCUGGUCACGGGCGAGCCGUUCGGACCCCGGGUCAAGCAGAUCAGCGAGCAGCGCGAGCUCGAGAGCUCGGACGACGAGCCGAGCUCCGAGAGCGACGUCGACGCCAGAUUCCGCAAAGACGACUCGGGCGGCUCGGAGGUGCCCACCGAGUUCUGGCACAUGCAGAAGCUCAUCAAGUACAUGAAGGCUGGAAAUCAGACGGCCACCACCGUGGCGCUGUGCCUGCUCAAGGAUUUCGACCUGUCGAACAGAGUUAUACACAAAAUCAUCUUCGAGAUGGGUGGCCUGGAGAUCCUGGUGAAUCUGCUGGAGACGCGCGAGAUCAAGUGCCAGCAGGGCUCGUUGGCCGUCAUGCUGGAGCUGUCGGCCGCGCGCGACACCAGACACCACCUGGUCGAUCUGGGCGUCGUGACGCCCUUGAUCGAACUGCUGAAGCACCCGGCGCGUGACAUUCAACGCUUGACGGUCGAGACGAUGGCCAACAUCACGAUGACGAAAAAAGCUCGCAAGCAGCUUCGACUGCGCGGGGGAAUUCCAUUGAUCCUGGACAUAAUGGACGUGCCCGAGUCGAUCGUGUGGCGCUCGCCGGAGGAGCUCGACGACAACGAGAAGGAGAUGCUGACGGUGGCCAUCGGCUGCGCCAAAGUCCUCAACUCCAUCUGCACGAGCCCGAAGAUCAAAGAGGAGCUUCGCAAACACGGCGCCAUCUUCCUGAUCGCGCGAUACCUCAAGUCCUCGACGACGGACCUCGUCAUACCGACCAUGGGCGCUGUGCAGCUCUGCUCCGACGUCAAAGUUUACAGGCUGGCCUACGAGAAGAUGGACAUAAUCGGGGAGAUCGUGCGCCACCUCGACAACGAGGACCUGAAGCUCAAGGAGAACUGCGCCCUGGCCAUCUUCAAGUGCGCCGUCAACAAGAUAUCGCGCGACAUGGUGCGCGAGGCCGGGGGCCUUGACCCGCUCUGCAAGCUCGUCGUCGACCCCAAAGUCUACGAGAACAAGAAGCUGCUGGCGGCCGUGACCGGGGCAGUGUGGAAGUGCGCCAAGAGCCCGGAGAACGUCUACCGAUUCAACCAGAAUCGCCUGGUGCAGUCCUUGGUCAACUUGCUGGACGAGAACGAGGACGAGGACGUGCUGGCCAACGUCGUCGGGGCUCUGGCUGAGUGCUGCAAAGACGAUGCCAACAGGGACGCCCUGAAGAAUGCCGGUGGCAUUCCCAAAUUGAUCAAGCUACUGAACGCGACCUACGAGCCGCUGCUGGUGAACAUUCCCCUGGUGAUCGGCGAACUGGCCCAGAACCAGUGGUGCAUGGACGAGAUCAACGACGAGGAGCACCGCAACGACGGGGUGCGCCUCGUUUGGUCGCUGCUCAAGCACCAGAGCGACGCCGUCAAGACCAACGCCUGCCUCGCUCUGGUCCACUGCGUCAAGCACGCCAAGAACUCGGCGGAGAUGGUGCGGGCCUUCGUCGGUGGCCUCGAGCUCGUCGUCAGUCUGCUCGAGAGCAAAGACACGCAGGUUCAGGCGGCCGUUUGCGCCACCAUCGCCGAGAUCGCCAUGGACAUGGAGAACCUCGGCAUCAUCACCGAUCACGGGGUCGUUGAAAAACUCGCUGGCCUCGUGCACACGGAGGAUGAAAAUCUGCGGGCAAAUUUGACGCUCGCUAUUGCCUACUGCAGCGAGUGGGGACAAAACAAUUACGAAUUUGGACGUCUGAAAGCUGUAGCACCUUUGGUUAAUUACUUGACGAGCACUAAUAAGGAAGUUCUCAAAGGGGUUUGUAUUGCUUUCUAUCAUCUCAGCAAAGAGCCAUCCAAUUGCGUGACUAUGCAUACCUGCGGCGUCGUCAAGCACGUGCUACGAUUGGUAGGAUCGGAAGACGCCGAGGUUCAAAUCGCAGCGGCAACGACGAUUCGACACAUUCGUAAACUUGCCCUUACAGCAGAAAAAUUCCAUUACAAAGAAAUUAACACUCUGGCGGACACGGAUUAUUUGAAAUAAAGUCAAUCAGAUACAGGAGUAAAGAACGGAAAUCAUAAAGACACUUUUACUUUACAGAAAUUGUAUUUUGUGCUUAGUCAACUUCAUGAGAUACCAACUAUUGGUAACUCUAUGCCAUGUUUAUUUACACAAACAAUAGUAAUAUCAAAAUCGCCUUACCAAAACUAAGUUGAACAACUUACAAAUAAAUUUUACCAAAUUAUUAUCUGAACCAGAUAUUGAUAACUUUUUUUAAACUAAAUAUUCACCAUUCAUUAAUUAAAAUACAUUCAAUACUUUUAUAUGUAUAUUUUAUAUACUUAUGAUGGAAAAGAUAUAAGUUGAGUUAGUUUACAGAAAAAAAUAUCAGCUGAAUUUGGCAGCACUUUUGAUAAUCUUAAGAAAAUACUCUGAAGUGAAGCACAAUUGAUGAAAAUUUUCAAACAAAAAGAUGAUUCUCCAUAAAACUGUUUAACAUCCAAUUACAUAUAGACAUGUAUUUUGAGGAAUUGAAAAAUGGCACAUUAAUUUUUCUUACAAAUUUACAUUUUCAAACAUUCUUAUCAGAUUUAAUUUAGCUCAAGGCACUUGAAUUUUAUACUAAAUUCUUAUCAUUAAAAUUUUCGAAUUUUUCAAUGUACCAAAAAAAACACAAAGAUGAAUAAAAACAAAUUAACAAAA